AUUGAUGCCAAAAAGCAGGCGGAGACUGACAAAAGUACAUACUGACGUGACCGGGUUGCGAAAUAUAUCACAGUUCGCUUUUCAAAUUGCAACUUUCAGACACUUGGACCAUUUAAACGAUUUUUGUGUGUUUUUUACUCUUGAGAAGAAAGAACUCCGGUACGAAUGGCUGUGACGGUCUCGAGGGACCUGACCGUGAGCGUGACAACUGAUAUCAACGCGGAUAAGUUGUUUGACAGAACGCAAGUGCUGAAAGCAAGCAUCCAGAAAGGGGAGCCGAAGGCAUUAGGAGUCUCCCAGGUCAUUUUGGGAGUGAUUGUGAUGUCCUACUCUAUUCCCCUCCUCUUCACUGAGUUCACAGUGUGUGUGAACUUUGGUGUGCCCUGGUGGAGCGGUCUGUCGUUCAUAGCAGCUGGGGCAGUCGCCAUAAGGAUGGAUAAACACACUAAUAUGAAGAUAGUAGGGGUGUGUUUGCUGAUGACCAGUGCAGUCAUCUUAUUGUCCCUCCUAGCCCUCAUCUUCUACGUGGUGGAUCUCAGCAUCAACCAGCAAAUAACAUGCCCAAAAGAGAAAGAUGAUGAAAGUGAAUGUAUUGACCAGGCACACAAUGAGGAACUGAACAGGAGUCUAAAGUCAUCACUUGUUCUCUUCACCAUCAUCCAGACCACCAUCUCAUGCAUCCUCUCCAUCAACCUCUUCAAGGAGAGAAGGAACAUCGGACUGCAUUACGACUCUCUCACUCAAACUGUUCCCGCGACUCCAACAGACUCUGUGCUCCCUGACUUCAAUCGACCUAUCACAGCUAGUGACACGUAAAUACUUUGGAACAUUCCCCAUUACAAGGCUGGCAUCUUAAAGGAGAUGAUGGCGACUAACUUCCACCUCAGCCUCGAACUUUGAUUGUUAUUGACCUAUAAACUGCUUCUGUGCCAAGAUUCAAUAUGAGCACCAUUAUCAUCUACAAACACACAAUACUUGUUAUUACGCCAUGUGAUUAAACAUUAACGCCUUGUUUUCUAUUUUUUUUGUAACUGAUCAAUACACAUCAUAUUUUUUGUACGUUUAUAUUUUCAUUAAAAUAAACAGAGAAUACAUCAAAA
Osmerus eperlanus (European smelt) is the source of this 1100-nucleotide messenger RNA. It is a transcript of the gene tmem176, whose product is annotated as transmembrane protein 176. The transcript is spliced from 7 exons. The record is from RefSeq and is a predicted model, not a curated record. Bases 166 to 816 code for a protein of 216 amino acids. Lineage: Eukaryota; Metazoa; Chordata; Actinopteri; Osmeriformes; Osmeridae. Gene Ontology annotation, cellular component: membrane.